AUGCAGCAACAAGUACACGGAUAUGUCGAUCCUAAAUUCACAGAGGUGUCAAAUUUCCUUCAAAACUAUCUCGAAAGUGGAGAAGAAUUAGGUGCGUCUAUCGCUGUUAACAUCAAUGGAGAAACCGUGGUCGAUAUUUGGGGAGGCUUUAGUACACAUGAUAAGACCAAGGCAUGGGAACGUGACACGAUUGUCACUGUCUUCUCUACAACCAAAGCUGUUUGUGCUCUCGCUGCUCUGAUACUGGUUGAUCGGGGACUUCUCGACAUAAACGAAAAGGUCUCUAAAUACUGGCCUGAAUUCGCUGGUGAUGGAAAAUCAUCCAUAGAGAUUAGACAUAUCCUAUCGCAUACUUCUGGACUGUCAGGCUGGGAUGCGCCAAUGACGAUGGAAGAUCUUUUUGACCUCGACCGCAGUGUUGCGAAACUAGCGGAACAAGAACCUUGGUGGACUCCAGGAUCAGCUUCUGGUUAUCAUUUGUACACAUAUGGUUUCUUAAUCGGCCAACUCGUUCAGAAGGUGACUGGGAAAACUCUGAAAGAUUUUGUUGCCCAGGAAAUUGCCGGGCCAUUAGGAGCGGAUUUUGAGAUUGGAGCAUCAGAGAAAAAUUGGCACCGAAUAUCGCCUCUCUUGUUUCCAGUUUUGGACGCAAGCGUCUUUUUUCCUAUUGACAUGACUUCGAUACCAGCAAGAACCUUCAAUAAUCCUGCGCUGGAUCCCUCUCUUGUUGAUACUCGAAAGUGGAGAGAGGCUGAAAUUGGUUCGGUUAAUGGUCAUGGUAAUGCUCUCUCAAUUGCUACUAUGCUCAGUCCGAUCUCACUUGGAGGUGGAGCAAAGGGAGAGCAGUCCAAAGGAAUUGACUUGGUCACUGGAAUGAACGUUCGUUUUGGUACCGGAUUUGCGCUCUCUGGAAAGGACACAGACUUGAAAUGGUUACCUGAAGGACGAGUAUGUACGUGGGGUGGAUAUGGUGGCUCCAUUGUUAUCAUGGAUCUCGAUCGUCAUUUAACAAUAUCAUAUGCUAUGAACAAGAUGGAUGCUACAGGGGGUCUUGGUUCAGACCGUACAAAAGCGUAUGUGAAUGCUAUAUAUAGUGCAUUUGGUGCACUCUAG
Sclerotinia sclerotiorum 1980 UF-70 is the source of this 1113-nucleotide messenger RNA. RefSeq lists its product as hypothetical. The coding region runs from base 1 to 1113 and encodes 370 amino acids. The record is from RefSeq and is a predicted model, not a curated record. NCBI's taxonomy places the organism in Eukaryota, Fungi, Ascomycota, Leotiomycetes, Helotiales, Sclerotiniaceae. The transcript has 2 exons.